AUGGAAGAAAAAACAAUGGAGGUAACUAAGUUGGUAAAUAAUAUUAUUUAAUAAUAGAAAAUUGAAUAAAAUGUAUAAAAGCACUAAAGGGAAACAAGAUUUAAGACAUUUGAAAAUUUUAGAGAUUUAAAAGCAAAAUAAGACCAUGAUGAUUUAAUAAAAUAAUUUGAAGAGUAAUUCUAUGUUAUUGGUAAUAUCAAAUUAAAUAUUAGAUGAAAAAUAUAUAAAAUAAUAAAUAGAUUAAAAAGCUGAAGAAUAAGAAUAUUAUUCUCAGGUUUAUGAAAAAUCAAUGUUAGCUAAUUUAGAUAAUAUAAACUUUGAAAUGCCUUCAUCCUUAGAGGAAGAAUUUAUUUGA
Paramecium primaurelia is the source of this 355-nucleotide messenger RNA. The record is from the annotation of a GenBank genome assembly. NCBI's taxonomy places the organism in Eukaryota, Ciliophora, Oligohymenophorea, Peniculida, Parameciidae.